This is a messenger RNA of Lodderomyces margitis, 5631 nucleotides long. RefSeq names its product trifunctional fatty acid synthase subunit (gene FAS2). The transcript has a single exon. Bases 1 to 5631 code for a protein of 1876 amino acids. Gene Ontology annotation, molecular function: fatty acid synthase activity; 3-oxoacyl-[acyl-carrier-protein] reductase (NADPH) activity; 3-oxoacyl-[acyl-carrier-protein] synthase activity. The record is from RefSeq and is a predicted model, not a curated record. Lineage: Eukaryota; Fungi; Ascomycota; Pichiomycetes; Serinales; Debaryomycetaceae. Gene Ontology annotation, cellular component: fatty acid synthase complex. Gene Ontology annotation, biological process: long-chain fatty acid biosynthetic process.
AUGAAGCCGGAAAUUGAACAAGAAUUAUCUCACACUUUGUUAACAGAAUUGUUGGCAUAUCAAUUUGCUUCGCCAGUUAGAUGGAUCGAAACUCAAGAUGUCUUUUUAAAACAACACAACACCGAGAGAGUAAUUGAAAUUGGACCAUCUCCAACAUUGGCUGGUAUGGCUUCAAGAACCAUUAAGGCUAAGUACCAGUCGUACGAUGCCGCAUUAUCUUUGCAACGUCAAGUGUUGUGCUACUCCAAAGAUGGAAAGGAAAUCUACUACACUCCUGAUCCAGUUGAACCACCAGCAACUGAAGAGCAAAAGACUGAAUCAGUACCCGCAGAAGUACCAGCUGCUGCAACUAAUGCGCCACCAGCGCCACCAGCACCAUCUGCUGGACCAGUUGAAUCGAUCCCUGAUGAACCGGUUAAAGCUGCUUUGUUGAUACACGUCUUGGUUGCACAAAAAUUAAAGAAACCUUUGGAUGCCGUUCCCAUGUCAAAAGCAAUUAAGGAUUUGGUUAAUGGUAAAUCUACUGUUCAAAAUGAAAUUUUGGGAGAUUUGGGUAAGGAAUUCGGAUCGACUCCAGAAAAACCCGAGGAAACCCCAUUGGAUGAAUUGGCAGAACAAUUCCAAGAUACCUUCUCUGGAUCGUUGGGUAAGACAUCGACUUCAUUGAUUGGAAGAUUAAUGUCAUCAAAGAUGCCCGGAGGAUUUUCUAUUACAACUGCAAGAAAGUAUUUAGAGUCGAGAUUUGGCUUGGGCUCCGGAAGACAAGAUUCAGUUUUGUUGACCGCAUUGUGUAAUGAGCCAGCUGCUAGAUUGGGAUCUGACGCAGAUGCCAAAUCCUUCUUGGAUUCAAUGGCUCAGAAAUAUGCAUCACAUGCAGGAAUUUCGUUAUCAUCACCUUCGGCAGGAGGUGCUAGCUCCGGUGCAGGAGCUGCCGUUGUUGACAGUGCAGCUUUGGAUGCUCUAACUGCUGAAAACAAGAAAUUAGCUAGACAGCAGUUAGAAACUUUAGCAAGGUAUCUUCAGGUUGAUUUGAGUAAAGGUGAAAAGGCUUUCAUCAAGGAAAAAGAGGCUACUACUGUCUUGCAGCAAGAAUUGGAUUUGUGGGAAGCAGAGCAUGGUGAGUUUUACGCAAAGGGUAUUAAGCCUGUAUUUUCAUCAUUGAAAUCAAGAACCUACGACUCCUACUGGAACUGGGCAAGGCAAGAUGUUUUGUCAAUGUGGUUUGACAUUAUUUUUGGGAAAUUGACAUCUGUUGAUAGGGAAACUAUUAAUCAAUGUAUCCAAAUUAUGAAUAGAGCCAAUCCAACCUUGAUUAAGUUUAUGCAGUACCACGUUGAUCUUUGCCCUACUUACAGAGGAGAAACUUACAAGUUGGGAAAGAGAUUGGGUGAACAGUUGAUUGAAAACUGUAAGCAAGUCUUGGGACAAAAACCUGUAUACAAGGAUGUCAGCAGAAUCACUGGCCCAAAAACAACUGUUGGUGCAAAGGGUGACAUUGUAUACGAAGAAGCCAACAAGGAUUCAGUCAGAAAAUUUGAGCAAUAUGUUUUUGAAAUGGCUCAAGGUGGUUCAAUGACCAAGAUGAAGCAAUCCACAAUCCAGGAAGAUUUGGCCAGAGUUUACAAGGCAAUCUCGAAGCAAGCUUCAAGAGAUAGCAAGUUGGAAUUACAAAAAGUCUAUGAUCAAUUGUUAAAGGUUGUUGCUGGAUCUACUGAGAUUGAAACUGAGCAAACCACACAAGAUGCUUUGGCUAUUCCAACAGGUGCAAACACUCCUACAGAGGAGGACGAGUUGUCAACAGCUUCUGACGACGACGAGAUUGCAUCUUUGCCUGAUAAAACAUCCAUUAUCCAACCAAUUUCUUCAACCAUACCAAACAAAACCAUUCCAUUCUUGCACAUUCAAAGCAAAUCCGAGAGUGGAAACUGGGAGUAUGAUCGUAAAUUAUCCUCAAUCUACUUGGAUGGUUUGGAAUCGGCAGCCAUUAAUGGGUUGACCUUCAGUGACAAGUACGUGUUGGUUACUGGAGCUGGAGCUGGUUCUAUCGGUGCAGAAAUCUUGCAAGGUUUGAUUAGUGGUGGUGCCAAGGUUAUUGUCACCACAUCUCGUUACUCCAAGAAAGUGACAGAGUAUUAUCAAAACAUGUAUGCUAGAUACGGUGCUGCUGGAUCCACUUUGAUUGUUGUCCCUUUCAACCAAGGUUCUAAGCAAGAUGUUGACUCGUUGGUCGAGUACAUCUAUAACGACCCAAAGAAAGGCGGAUUGGGUUGGGACUUGGAUGUCAUUAUUCCAUUUGCUGCUAUUCCUGAAAACGGUAAUGGUAUUGACAACAUCGAUUCGAAGUCAGAAUUUGCUCACAGAAUCAUGUUGACCAACCUUUUGAGAUUGUUGGGUGCAGUGAAAGCCAGAAAGACAACCGAUACUAGACCUGCUCAGUGUAUCUUGCCAUUGUCACCAAACCACGGUACUUUUGGAUUUGACGGGUUAUACUCAGAGUCAAAGAUUUCAUUAGAGACUUUGUUCAACAGAUGGUAUUCUGAAGAUUGGGGAACUAAGUUGACCGUCUGUGGUGCCAUCAUUGGUUGGACAAGAGGUACUGGUUUAAUGAGUGCAAACAACAUCAUUGCUGAGGGCAUUGAGAAGAUGGGAGUUAGAACAUUCUCACAAAAGGAAAUGGCCUUCAACAUUCUAGGAUUAUUGACCCCAGAGAUUGUCAACUUGUGUCAAGAAGAACCAGUUAUGGCAGAUUUGAAUGGUGGUUUGCAGUUUAUCGAAAACCUUAAAGAAUUUACUUCCAAAUUGAGAAAUGAUUUGACUGAAACUGCAGAUAUUAGAAGAGCUGUCUCUAUUGAGUCUGCAAUUGAACAAAAGGUUAUCAAUGGUGAAAAUGUUGACUCAAACUACACCAAGCUUACUGUUCAACCAAGAGCAAACAUGAAGUUUGACUUCCCAACUUUGAAAUCCUAUGAAGACAUCAAGCAAAUUGCUCCUGACUUGGAAGGAAUGUUGGACUUGGAAAACGUUGUGGUGGUUACAGGAUUUGCUGAAGUUGGUCCAUGGGGUAACGCAAGAACAAGAUGGGAAAUGGAAUCGAAAGGUGAAUUCUCUCUCGAAGGUGCCAUUGAAAUGGCUUGGAUCAUGGGUAUGAUCAAAUACCACAACGGUAACUUGAAAGGAAAGCCAUACUCUGGUUGGAUUGACGCCAAGACACAAACACCAGUUGAUGAUAAAGACAUCAAGGCCAAGUACGAGGAGGAGAUUUUGGAUCACUCUGGUAUAAGAUUAAUUGAACCUGAGUUAUUCAAUGGUUAUGAUCCAAAGAAAAAGCAAAUGAUCCAGGAAGUUGUUAUUCAACAUGACUUGGAGCCAUUUGAGUGUUCAAAGGAAACUGCUGAACAAUACAAACACGAGCACGGUGAAAAGUGUGAAAUUUCCGAGAUUGAAGAAAGUGGUGAGUACAGCGUUAGAAUUUUGAAGGGUGCCACAUUGUUUAUUCCGAAGGCAUUGAGAUUCGACAGGUUGGUUGCAGGUCAAAUUCCAAGUGGUUGGGAUGCUCGUACCUACGGCAUUCCAGAGGAUACUAUUAACCAAGUUGAUCCAAUUACGUUGUACGUCUUGGUUGCCACAGUUGAGGCUUUGUUGUCUGCUGGUAUCACUGAUCCAUACGAAUUCUACAAAUACGUUCACGUUUCUGAAGUUGGUAACUGUUCCGGUUCUGGUAUGGGUGGUGUUAGUGCCUUGAGAGGUAUGUUCAAAGACAGAUAUGCUGACAAGCCAGUUCAAAAUGACAUUUUGCAAGAGUCUUUUAUCAAUACCAUGUCUGCUUGGGUCAAUAUGUUGUUAUUGUCGGCUUCCGGUCCUAUCAAAACACCAGUGGGUGCAUGUGCCACAGCUGUCGAAUCAGUUGAUAUUGGUAUUGAAACUAUUUUGUCGGGUAAGGCCAAGGUUGUCAUGGUUGGUGGUUACGAUGAUUUCCAAGAGGAGGGUUCUUAUGAGUUCGCCAAUAUGAAUGCCACAUCGAAUGCUAUCAAUGAAUUCAAACAUGGUAGAACACCAAAGGAAAUGUCUAGACCUACAACAACAACUAGAAAUGGUUUCAUGGAAGCACAAGGGUCAGGUAUUCAAGUUAUCAUGUCAGCUGACUUGGCUAUUAAAAUGGGUGUCCCUAUUCACGCUGUUUUGGCUAUGUCAGCCACAGCAACUGACAAGAUUGGAAGAUCAGUUCCAGCACCUGGUAAGGGUAUCUUGACCACAGCAAGAGAGCAUCACGGAAGCUUGAAAUACCCAUCUCCAUUAUUGAACAUCAAGUACAGAAAGAGACAAUUGUCGAAGAGGUUGGAUCAAAUUAAAUCGUGGGAAUCAUCAGAGCUUAACUACUUGCAAGACGAGGCUGAGUUGGCUAGAGAAGAAUUUGGUGAAGCAUUCUCAGAAGCUGAGUUUAUGAGAGAAAGAACCGAAGAAAUUUACAGAGAGUCCAAGAGACAAGUUGCUGAUGCUAAGAAGCAAUGGGGUAACUCGUUCUACAACUCUGAUCCUAGAAUUGCUCCAUUGAGGGGAGCCUUGGCUACAUUUAACUUGACUAUUGAUGACAUUGGAGUUGCUUCAUUCCAUGGUACUUCAACUGUUGCAAAUGACAAGAAUGAGUCGGCAACCAUUGAUAAUAUGAUGAAACAUUUGGGUAGAUCAGAGGGAAACCCUGUAUUUGGUGUAUUCCAGAAAUACUUAACUGGCCAUCCAAAGGGUGCUGCCGGUGCCUGGAUGUUGAAUGGUGCAAUCCAAAUUUUAGAGUCUGGUAUCGUUCCUGGUAACAGGAACGCCGAUAAUGUUGACAAGGUAUUGGAGCAGUAUGAGUAUGUGUUGUACCCAUCCAGAUCCAUCCAAACCGAUGGUAUCAAGGCAGUUUCGGUUACAUCUUUUGGUUUUGGUCAAAAGGGUGCUCAAGCUGUUGUUGUUCAUCCCGAUUACUUGUACGCCGUUUUGGACAAAUCAACUUAUGAAGAUUAUGCUCAAAGAGUUACAGCAAGAAACAAGAAGACAUACCGUUACAUGCACAAUGCUAUCACCAGAAACACCAUGUUUGUUGCCAAGGACAAGGCUCCUUAUAGUGAUGAAUUGACCAUGGAUGUGUACUUGGACCCAUUGGCUAGAGUUUCCAAAACAAAGAAUGAGUUUGUCUUUUCAAAGAAAUCUGUUCAAUCAGACAAGUCAUACGUGAGUGAAAUUUCGAACGCAACUGCCAAAGCUUUAUCGUCUUUAAACAAGUCAUCCAAGGGUGUUGGUGUUGAUGUUGAGUUGUUGUCAGAAUUAAACAUUGACAAUGAAACGUUUAUGGAGAGAAAUUUCAGCCCGGAGGAGAUCAAGUAUUGCCAAAACUCUUCCAAUCCUCAAGCGUCUUUCACUGGAACCUGGUCGGCAAAAGAGGCCACUUUCAAAGCCUUGGGUGUUAAAUCUCAAGGUGGCGGCGCCAGCUUGAAAGAGAUUGAGAUUAUUAGAGAUGGCAAUGGUGCACCAAAAGUUGUCUUGAAUGGAAAUGCAAAGACAGCUGCACAAGCUGCAGGAGUCAAGAAUGUCAAUGUGUCCAUUUCACACGACGAUUUCCAAGCUACUGCUGUCGCUCUUAGUGAAUUUUAG